UUAUAUGAAUUUGGAAGACAUUGAACUUGAUAAUUCUUUAAAUAACACAAAAAAAAUUGCAAGUGAUAUGGAUAUAAUUGAAAAUAAUGUAGUUAUACCAGAACUAUUAGAUACAAAUAGUAAAUAA
This is a messenger RNA of Dentiscutata erythropus, 127 nucleotides long. NCBI's taxonomy places the organism in Eukaryota, Fungi, Glomeromycota, Glomeromycetes, Diversisporales, Gigasporaceae. The record is from the annotation of a GenBank genome assembly.